This is a messenger RNA of Acomys russatus (golden spiny mouse), 2299 nucleotides long. RefSeq names its product holocarboxylase synthetase (gene Hlcs). The coding region runs from base 108 to 2264 and encodes 718 amino acids. Gene Ontology annotation, biological process: protein modification process. Lineage: Eukaryota; Metazoa; Chordata; Mammalia; Rodentia; Muridae. The record is from RefSeq and is a predicted model, not a curated record. Gene Ontology annotation, cellular component: cytoplasm. The transcript is spliced from 9 exons. Gene Ontology annotation, molecular function: biotin--[biotin carboxyl-carrier protein] ligase activity.
UAAAAUGGUCUGACUGCUGUUUGACGUUAGCCUGCCGACCUGGGGAUCCCCACCAGCUAAUUGCUAAAGCAAGCGUGGACAACUUCAGCAAGCUUGGGGUGGCGUUCAUGGAGGACAGGCUGCAGAUGGACAAUGGGCUGGUAGCCCAGAAGAUCGUCUCAGUUCACUUAAAGGAUCCUGCUCUGAAGGAACUUAGCAAGGCCUCCGAUGGGCAAGCUCAAGCCUUACCACUGAACCCAGAACCUUCCCGAGAGGGUGUCAUGGAGCGUGCUGGCCAAGGUGCCUGGAAGGCUGCCGGAGAAGGCUCUCUCCCACUGAAGACUGGCUGCGCCUCCGCCAGCAAGUGUGCUGCAGGUGGGGAUGCAGGGCAGAGCUGCGCUGAGCACCAUCCGCUCCACCUGUCCAGUUGCCAUGAGUGUUUGGAACUUGAGAACAGCACCAUUGAAUCAGUGAGGUUUGCGUCAGCGGAGGACAUCCCAGAUCUCCCCUACGACCACGGCAGCGGUGCAGACGGUGCCGCGGGUGAACCGGGCCCUGGACGGAGAGAGAGGAGAGUCAACAUUUCAGGAAAGGCACCCAACAUCCUGCUGUACGUGGGCUCUAGUUCCGAGGAGGCCCUGGGCCGGCUCCAGCAGGUGCAAUCUGUCCUGGGCGACUGUGUGGACACUGAUAGCUACACCCUCUACCACCUGCAGGAAGACAGUGCCCUGAGGGACCCGUGGGCCGACAACUGCACGCUGCUGGUCAUUGCCAGCAGGGAGCCUGUCCCCGAAGACACACAGCAGAAGUUUAUGGCCUACCUUUCUCAGGGAGGGAAGGUGCUGGGCCUGUCGUCCUCCUUCACGCUCGGUGACUUUCAGGUGACAAGUAGGGACGUGUCACAGAACACAGCCCAGAACUUGGUUUUCUCAAAGGCUGAUGGGAGUGAGGUUCAGCUCAGUGUCCUGAGCAGCGGCCAUGUUUAUGAGCAUGGCUUGAGCCCGGGCAGCGUCCAGGGCCACCUGGAGAACGAGGACAAGGACACGGUGAUUGUGCAUGUGCCUUUCGGCGCCCGAGGAGGGGAAGCCAUUCUCUGCCAGGUGCAUCUGGAACUCCCUCCGAGCGCUUCCAUGGUGCAAACCCAGGAAGACUUCAAUGCACUCAAAUCCAGCAACAUGAGAAGACAUGAAGUCCUCAAGGAGAUCCUGACUACCCUCGGCCUGAGCUGCGACGCACGACAGGUUCCUGCCCUAACACCACUGUACUUACUGCCAGCCACUGAGGAAAUCCAGGAUCCAGUUAUGCGGUGGCUUGAGAGGCACGUGGACCCUGAAGGAAUCAUACGGUCCAGCAAAGUCUCCCUUAGAUUUGUCUCCUCUUACACGUCUGAAGAGGAGAUCACCCCAUCGUCCAUACCUGUGGUUACCAACCCUAAAGUCUUCUCAUCACAGCACUUUAACCUGGAGACCUAUCGCCGAAAUCUGCAGACCUCACGGCUCGGAAAAGUCAUUCUGUUUGCAGAAGUGACCCCAACAACCAUGAGUCUCCUGGAUGGGUUGAUGUUUGAGAUGCCACAGGAAAUGGGUUUAAUCGCCAUUGCAGUGCGGCAGACCCAGGGCAAAGGAAGGGGCCCAAAUGCCUGGCUGAGCCCUGUGGGGUGUGCCCUUUCCACCCUGCUGGUCUCGGUUCCCUUGAGGUCACAGCUGGGACAGAGGAUUCCAUUUGUCCAGCACUUGAUGUCCCUGGCUGUCGUGGAGGCAGUGCGGUCCGUCCCAGAGUAUGAGGAUAUCAACCUGCGAGUGAAGUGGCCCAACGAUAUUUAUUAUGGUGACGUCAUGAAGAUUGGUGGGGUUCUGGUUAACUCAACGCUUAUGGGAGAGACAUUUUAUAUCCUUAUCGGCUGUGGAUUUAAUGUGACUAACAGUAAUCCUACCAUAUGCAUCAACGACCUCAUCGCAGAGUACAACAGACAACACAGGGCCAGCCUGGAGCCCUUACGAGCCGACUGCCUCAUAGCCAGGGCCGUAACUGUGCUGGAGAAACUGAUAGACACAUUUCAGGACCAGGGGCCCAAUGGCGUCCUUCCGCUGUAUUACAAAUACUGGGUGCACAGUGGUCAGCAAGUCCGCCUGGGCAGCGCCGAGGGGCCGCAGGUGUCUAUCGUGGGCCUUGAUGACUCUGGGUUCCUGCAGGUCCAUCAAGAGGACGUCGGGGUUGUGACUGUACAUCCAGACGGCAACUCCUUCGACAUGCUGAGAAACCUCAUUGUGCCCAAGCGACAGUAGCUGGGAGCGCAAGUCCUGCAGAGAGCUUGGAUCUG